This is a messenger RNA of Pelobates cultripes (western spadefoot toad), 267 nucleotides long. NCBI's taxonomy places the organism in Eukaryota, Metazoa, Chordata, Amphibia, Anura, Pelobatidae. The record is from the annotation of a GenBank genome assembly.
AUGGCAGACCUCACUUACCAAAUAAAUAUAACGGCACUAACAUUACUUAGCAGAAAGUGGCGCAACACAGAACCCCCAACAAUACAAGAAUGUAUUCACCUAGUAAAUCAUAAUAAAAUCUCUGAAUGCGCAGCAAGACUGGCAGUGGACCAACAGUCCAAAGUGUGGAGAAUAGCCUGGGAGAAAUGGACUGAGGUGAUGGAAACUAACACACCUACCACCAAAGAUCCAAACCCAACCGAAGUGCCGACAGCUGCGCUCACAUAA